Diaporthe amygdali is the source of this 1683-nucleotide messenger RNA. RefSeq names its product hard surface induced protein 3-like protein. The transcript has a single exon. The coding region runs from base 1 to 1683 and encodes 560 amino acids. The record is from RefSeq and is a predicted model, not a curated record. Gene Ontology annotation, biological process: polysaccharide biosynthetic process. Gene Ontology annotation, molecular function: acyltransferase activity, transferring groups other than amino-acyl groups. Gene Ontology annotation, cellular component: membrane. Lineage: Eukaryota; Fungi; Ascomycota; Sordariomycetes; Diaporthales; Diaporthaceae.
AUGAAUGGCCAUGCCUUCUCCAAACAUUCCCUCUCAUACGAGGAGAGUGUGAAUCUGCUGGACGAGAAGAAUCUGUCAGACGUGGACAGCGAUGCUGGCAAGGCAGACAACGAGACACGGUUCCCAAGCGCCGCGGCAUGGGCAAACACAGCAAGGUCCACGUUAUCGUCACUACCAGUCCCGCAACGACCACCACCAAUGUCCGCAUACCUGGCACUCUUGCGCCGCGCAGGCUUCUUCCUCCUCCCUUCCUUUGUCCAGAGCAGGUUAAGUCAUGAGAGGAAGCAUGCGUCCGACAAACUUGGCCCAACUGCCUACCUGGACGGGAUGCGUGGGGUGGCUGCAUUCUCGGUGUUCCUGUGCCAUUAUCUGUACACAUGCUUCAUCAUCGCCGAGGGCUGGGGCUUUGAGGAGCACAACUACAACUUCUUCAAGCUGCCCUUCGUCCGGCUCCUGUAUGCCGGGCCACCGCAGGUCGCCAUCUUCUUCGUCGUCUCGGGAUAUGCGCUGUCGCUCAAGCCGAUCAAGCUGGCGCGGCAGCAGAAGUGGGACAACUUUGCCACCACGAUGGCCAGUUUUAUCUUCAGGCGGGCGUUCCGUCUGUUCCUCCCGACGGCCAUUUCAACCUUCAUGAUCGUUGUCCUUCUGCGAUUGGGCGCGUAUGAGUGGACGAGGGACUUUUCGCGGGACAGCACGUACAUGAAGAACGUGCAGGAGACGGCGCCCGACUUGAAGGAUACGCUCUCGGAGCAGCUCACCGACUGGGGCUGGAACAUGUUCAACUUUGUCCACGUUUGGGGCUGGGAGCCUUUCGGCGGCAGCACAUACUACGACGUGCACCUGUGGACGAUCCCUGUCGAGUUCCGCGCGAGCAUGAUGCUCUUCCUGACAGUCGUCGGGCUGGCGCGGCUGCGCUCGUGGCUGCGCUUCGCCUUCCUCGCCCUGAUGAUGUGGUUCUCGUACCGCAACGACCGCUGGGAGAUGGUGCUCUUCUACUCCGGAACGGUGCUUGCCGAGCUGGACGUCAUCCGCGGCGCUCACAGCGACCCCGUAUCCAAUGCCGCCGCCGCCGCUUCGAACACCUCCCACCAGCAACUCCCCGUGACAGAGCCGAAGCCUUUCGACCUCGUUGGCAGGGGCCGCCCCUCGUCACCGCUGGUCAGCCCGAAGCUAAAGAAGACAGCCUGGAUGGUGCUCUCCGUAGUGUCGCUAUACUUCAUGUCGCAGCCGGAUGUGCACUUCGAACAGACGCCGGGUUGGGUAUACCUGUCGUCGCUGAUCCCGGAGUGGUUCUCGGACAAGUACCGGUACUGGCAGGUUGUGGGUAGCAUGCUGUUCGUGCUGUGCGUGGGCCAUCUGCCGGCGUGGCAGCGCGUCUUCAUGACGCCGUUCGUCCAGUACCUGGGCCGCAUCAGCUACGCCAUCUACCUCAUGCACGGGCCCGUCAUCCACACCAUCGGCUACGCCACCGAGCGCUGGGCCUGGGGCGUCACCGGCAUCGAGGGCGCCCGCUACAACGCCGGCUUCACGCUCGCCGCCGUCUUCGUCGUCCCCAGCGUCAUCUGGGCCGCCGACCUGUUCUGGCGCUCCGUCGAUGCCCCCGUCGUCCGCUUCGCCAAAUGGCUCGAGAGCAGGUGUAUUGUCCCCGACGAGGGGCACGGUCAGGCCCACGGGCGGUCGUGA